Messenger RNA from Prunus armeniaca (apricot), 198 nucleotides. The record is from the annotation of a GenBank genome assembly. NCBI's taxonomy places the organism in Eukaryota, Viridiplantae, Streptophyta, Magnoliopsida, Rosales, Rosaceae.
AUGGCUGCAAGCACACCCAAAAUGGAGGACAGUCUACACCAAAAGAAUCUGUUUCCCUACGAUCCUAAUGUUCUUCUGAACCGUGAUAAAAUGAGAUGUUGCCAACCAAUGAGGCCAAGUCCCGACGAAAACUCUUUAAGUCAGGCAAGUGGGCCACAGUCAGACAAUGCUGGAAAGAGUGCUUUGAGAUCCUCAUGA